Molecule: messenger RNA, 1790 nt
Organism: Tachyglossus aculeatus (Australian echidna)
Lineage: Eukaryota; Metazoa; Chordata; Mammalia; Monotremata; Tachyglossidae
Gene: BSDC1
Product: BSD domain containing 1
Exons: 11
Coding region: 13-1374 (453 amino acids)
Cellular component (GO): cytoplasm
Source: RefSeq, a predicted model, not a curated record
GCGGCGGCCAAGAUGGCGGAAGGGGAAGACGGAGGGUGGUGGAGAAGCUGGCUGCAACAGAGCUACCAAACUGUUAAGGAGAAGUCCACAGAAGCACUGGAGUUCAUGAAGCGGGACCUGACAGAGUUCACCCAAGUAGUACAACAUGACACGGCCUGUACCAUCGCCGCCACGGCCAGCGUGGUCAAGGAGAAACUGGCCACGGAAGGCUCUUCGGGGGCGACGGAGAAAAUGAAGAAGGGCCUGUCUGACUUCCUCGGAGUCAUCUCGGACACCUUCGCCCCGUCGCCGGACAAGACCAUCGACUGUGACGUCAUCACCCUGAUGGGCACCCCUUCCGGGACAGCCGAGCCGUACGACAGCACCAAGGCCCGUCUCUACAGCCUGCAGUCGGACCCUGCCACCUAUUGUAACGAGCCAGACGGGCCCCCGGAGCUGUUCGAUUCUUGGCUCUCCCAGUUUGCCUUGGAGGAGAAGAAGGGUGAGAUCUCCGAGCUGCUGGCCAGCAGCCCCUCCGUCCGGGCUCUCUACACCAAGAUGGUCCCGGCAGCCGUGUCCCACUCCGAGUUCUGGCACCGCUACUUCUACAGAGUGCACCAACUGGAGCAGGAGGAAGCCCGGAGGGACGCCCUGAAGCAGCGGGCGGAGCAGAGCAUCCACACCGAGGAGCCGGGAUGGGAGGAAGAAGAGGAGGAAUUUCUGGGGGCAGCAUCCCCUUCACGCCUGAAUUUGAAGCCUCAGGCCGAGGAGAAGGAGUCAGCGGCAGCCCUGCCCGACACCACUGCGUUGUCUGGAGGAAAAUCUGGCCCACGGGGCUCUGCCCCGGAGAACCAGGGGGCUGUGGCGGCCCCUCCCGCCCCCACGGAGGUGACCCCGUCCGAGAGCAGCGAGAGCCUCUCCCUCGUGACCCAGAUCGCCAGCCCGGCCUGCAGGCCCGCCGCCCCGUCAGAGACCGCCCCGGCCCGGGCAGCGGCCCCGGACCUCUCCCAGAAGCUGCUGGAAGCCUCUUGCGAAGAGCCGAGCUCGCCCAAGCCUCCGGGAGGGCCUCGGCCGACCCCCGGGGACCCUCCGGAGCCCCUGGCUGGGCGCCUCGGCACCCUGAGGCCCAGAGAGGGCCCUGAGCCCCGGCCGGCAGGCCGGGUAGAGACUCUGAGAGAGGAGGCGCCGACGGACCUCCGGGCGUUUGAGCUCAACUCAGACAGCGGCAAGUCCACGCCUUCCAACAAUGGCAAGAAAGGCUCCAGCACUGAUAUCAGCGAGGACUGGGAAAAGGACUUCGAUUUGGAUAUGACAGAAGAAGAGGUACAGAUGGCCCUGUCCAAAGUGGAGGUGUCCGGAGAGCUGGAAGAUGAAGAAUGGGAGGACUGGGAGUGACGGAUCCCGGCGGACAGGGACCGGCCCUCGCAUGUGACCCGGGCUGAUCUCCACUCUCCCGGCGUGGCCCCGCGGGCGGCUUCGUGGACACCCUCCCGUCAGCCUCUCUGCCUGCCUAUCCGCUGAGGUGCUAGGACUUUCCCUCAGUAGAUCCAUCUCCAUCCCUUCCUUUCCCCCUCGCCCAUCCCAGGGAACAGGCCCCCGGCGGGGGAGGUGGCCUCCGCAGCCUGUCCCUGAGACCAGACUGUGAAACUUGUGCCAUGAGGUGGGGGCGGUCCCUCCCCCCGCCCGGGGCUGCCCUGUCCACCCCCACAGCGACAUCGGUCCAUUUGCCGCUUGUGUGUGUGGACGCCAACCUACCGCUGUUUAGAACCAGAUGUCCGCUUCCGAGCCAGGGACCCGAACUUCGGCUCUCC